AUGUAUGACAGUGUUGGUGGAGGUGGUGGUUUAGGAGCUACAAGAGAUGCUAGUGGUGGUGAUGGAGUUAAGGGAGGUGGAGGUAUUAUUGGUAAUAUAGGUAUUGAUGGUGAAGUUGGAGGAGCUGAUGGUAUCAAUAAUGGGAGAAAUUGUAAUGGUGAAAGUGAUGAUUUAGAAGGUAGGAGUGGUGCCGGUGGUAGAAUUGGAGGUGGAGGUAGUGAAAUAAACAGAGGUGGAGGUAGUAACAGUAAUAUAGAAGUUGGGGGAAGUAUUAAUGGAGGAGUUGGAGAAUGUACAAAUAGUCAAAUUGGAGGAGGUGGCAAUGUUAGUGUUGAUGGAGGUGGUGGUUUAGGAGCUGCAAGAGGUGUUAGUAGUGGUGAUGGUGGGAUUGGGGAAGGUAGAAGUAUUGUUGGUAAUGUAAGUGUUGGGGGAAGUAUUGGUGGGGAGUUGGAGGAGCUAGUGUUAGAGGAGGUAAAAAGUGGUGGAAUUAGUGGAAGUGGAGGUAAUAGUGAUAUUGUAGGAGUUGGGGGAGGUGGUGGUGUUGUUAGUGGAGGAAAUAGUGGUAGUAGAUACGGUUUAGAAGUUAGGAAAGGUGUAGAUAGUGGAGUUGGAGGAGGUAGUAGUGCUAAUAUUGGCAGAGGUGGUAGUUUAGGAGAUACAGGAGAAUUGAAGGAGCUGAUGGUAUUGGUAACUAAUGUGGGAAGUCAUAAUAGUGGAAAUGGUAGUUUAAGAGUUGGGAGAGUUGCUGGUGGUAGAGUUGGAGGAGGUGCAAGUGGUGGAAUUAGUGAAGGUGGAGGUACCCAUGGUAAUAUACAAACUAGAGGAGAUAUUAAUAAAAGAGUUGGAGGAAGUGGUAGUAUUAAUAGUGGAAAAAGUCAUAGUAGUGGAGGUGAUUUAGGAGUUGAAAGAAGUACAGGUAAUAGAGUUGCAAGUGACAGUGCUAGUGUUGGUGGAGAUGGUGGUUCAGGAGUUGCAGGAGGAGCUAAUGGUAUUGGUUAUGAAAGAAGUCGUGGUAGUGGAAGUGAUGGUUUAGAAGCUGGAGAUAGUAAUGAUAAAGGAGUCAGAGGAGGUGCACAUGGUGGAAUUAAUGGAGGUAGAGGUACCGAUGCUAAAAUAGAAGCUAAAGCAGUUGGGAGAGAUGGUGGUAAUGGAGUUGAAGGAAGUGGAAAUGUUGAUAUUGAUAGAGGUGGUAGUUUAGGAGCUGCAAGAAAUAUUAGUUAUGGUGAUGGGGUUGAAAGAGGUGGAAGUACCGUUGGUAAUAUAGGGUUUAGGGGAGAUGUUAAUAGCAGAGUUGUAGGAGUCGAUGGUAUUGGUAAUGGGAGAAGCUAUGGCAGUGGAAGUGAUGGUAUAAGAUUCGAGAACAGUGCUAACAAUAAAAUUGUAGAAAAUACAAGUAGUGGAAUUAGAGGAGGUGGAGGUACGGUGGUAAUAUGA
This is a messenger RNA of Manihot esculenta (cassava), 1434 nucleotides long. Its product is annotated as glycine-rich cell wall structural protein 1. The record is from RefSeq and is a predicted model, not a curated record. Lineage: Eukaryota; Viridiplantae; Streptophyta; Magnoliopsida; Malpighiales; Euphorbiaceae. The coding region runs from base 1 to 1434 and encodes 477 amino acids. The transcript has 6 exons.